Molecule: messenger RNA, 2127 nt
Organism: Mangifera indica (mango)
Lineage: Eukaryota; Viridiplantae; Streptophyta; Magnoliopsida; Sapindales; Anacardiaceae
Exons: 5
Coding region: 565-1098 (177 amino acids)
Source: RefSeq, a predicted model, not a curated record
AAAGAAUGGGAAGAUUGGAAUUACGAUAUUACUAAUAGAGGAGAUGGAGAUAUUUCAGUCAUGCCAUCUCUUAAGACCUUGGAAAUUUUAGGCUGCCCCAAGUUGACAUCACUGCCAAACCAUCUUCGUCAGAUGUCAACUUUGAAGAAGGAAUUUUAUAAUUGUCCUCUUCUUGACGAAUAGAGAAAACUGAUAGCUCAUUAUCAUCUUCAGCAAAACAUCAAUUUCAACAAUGAUGCUGCAUAUGUGCAACGACACCAACUUUGAAUUCUCAAACACCCAAGGUUGCCACUUGCCAUCUAUGUAACCCGCAGGAAUUUUAAAUCUACAUUUUCGUACAUUGAUUUCACAUGCUGGAUGCUCACUGGCAGGAAGGAUGGUCCUUUCUGCAAAUAAAUCAUUGAUUUCACAUUUCUGAAAUGACACGACCAUGAAUUCUCAAGCAGCUAUCGCCUUUGCUUCUCAGUGGAAAUGGAGGAAGGGAAAAUAGAAUAAUGAGACUCGGACCCUGCUAAAUGAUCUUGCUAGCCUCAAAUCAAGGUUGCUGACAAAUCAUCUUAUUAUAUGGCAACAUCAGAGAACAGGAUAAAAAAGGUCCAAUACUGUCAUCAUCUGCACCCUAUACGAACCAAGAUCUCCCAAGCUCUUCUCAACUUUGAUUCUGCAUAUGUGCAAAGAGAUGAUCUUCUGGAUUCUCUAAGAGCUACAAUUGCCAUCAAUUCACAGAAAAAAAGAAAGCCAUGCACAGUUGUAAGUAUUAAGAAAUCUGAUGCUGAAUGUUUGCUCAAAAGGACUUGGAACAUUGCAGAGUCUCCUCAAUCAGAAAUUCUGUUUCACUUUCCACCCGUAUACAAUGGAGAAAACUAUCAUAUUUGGGCAGUAAAGAUGAAAGCCUUCCUUAGAGGAGUUGGAUUGUGGCAGUAUGUUGAGGAGGAAAAACAGCCUCCUCCUUUGGGGCCAAAUCCUACUCUAAAUCAAAUCAGACUGCAUGAAGAAGAGGCAACUAAAGCUCCUAAAGCAUUGUCCAUUCUUCAUCAGGGUGUAACAGAUGCAGCAUUCACAAAGAUUGUUGCUUGUGAAACUGCCAAAGAGGCCUAGGAUAAGCUCCAAGAGGACUCCCAGGGCAAUGAAAGGUUAAGGCAGAUGAUCGCCUUGAAUCGCAGAAAAGAGUUUGAAGUACUUAAGAUGAAGGAGACUGAAUCCAUACAAGAAUAUGCUGAUAGAACCAUGAAGAUUGUUAAUAAGAUUAGAUUGAUGGGAGAAAAGUCAUCUGAUGAAAGGAUUGUUGAAAAAAUCUUGGUGAGCAUUCUGGAAAGGUGUGAGGCCAAGAUAUCCUCUCUUGAAGACUCCAAAAAUUUUUCAGAGUUAACUUUAGCUGAAGUGGUUAAUGCCUUGAAAGUUCAAGACCAAAGAAAAGCUUUAAAAAGGCAAGAAGAAACCAUAGAAGGUGCUUUCAAUGCCAAAACAAAUGAGAAGAAGUCUAACAACAGUCCUCACAAAAAAUUCUUUGGUGAAAAAAAGGAAAAAUGGAAACAAGCUGGAAGUGAGAGCCAAAAAUUUGAAGAUAAGAGAGGAAGGUAUCAACCAUGUCCUCAUUGCAAAAAGAGAGGCCAUUCUCCAAAUUUUUGUUGGUACAAACCUAAUGCUAAAUGUAGGAUCUGUAACCAAUUUGGACAUGUUGAUAAAGUCUGCAAAAGUAAAGAAAGCAGCCCAUUUCAACAAAGUCAGCAAGUCCAGGAAGUGGAGAAGCAAAAUGAAACAAGUGAGCAUUUGUUUUUGGCGUCCAAUUGUGACACGGCAGAAGAACAUUCCACUUGGCUAAUAGAUAGUGGAUGUUCAAACCAUAUGAAAUAUGACAGCGAUCUAUUGGUGAAGUUUGACUGCACUUACACCUCCAAAGUGAAGAUUGAAAAUGGUGAGCUGCUAGAUGUAAAAGGAAAAGGUGCAGUCCUCAUUGAGUCUCCAACAGACAUUAAGGUGAUCAAUGAUGUUAUUUAUGUUGCUCAAACCAAUCAUAACUUAUUAAGUGUUGUUCAAAUGUUAAAGAAAGUUUAUGCAUUGCAUUUUGAAAAUAAAGCAUGUGUUAUAGCUGAUCCUAAAGGAAAUAGAUUAAUGACUGUAAAAAUG